This is a messenger RNA of Cuscuta epithymum, 810 nucleotides long. Lineage: Eukaryota; Viridiplantae; Streptophyta; Magnoliopsida; Solanales; Convolvulaceae. The record is from the annotation of a GenBank genome assembly.
CUCCACCCGAAGACUUGAAAGGCAUUUUAGCCGUAGUUAGGGUCCUAAACAAGCAAUGAAGCUUUCAGGGGUGAUAGUGUUGGUUAUGGUGGUAGUGAUCACGGCCAAUUUGGUGCAAGAAGGCAAAGGUAAUUCUUGUGGGGCGACAUUCUUCUCAGCGCUUGUUCAGCUCAUACCGUGCAGGGCUGCAGUUGCUCCUUAUAGUCCCGUACCACCAGGCGAGGCUUGCUGCGCAGCUAUCAAGGCGCUUGGUCAGCCUUGCUUGUGCGUGCUCGUGAAUGGCCCACCAAUCUCCGGUGUUGAUCGGAACAUGGCAAUGCAGCUUCCUGACAAAUGCACUGCAAAUUUUGAGCCAUGCGAACUCAUGUAGAUGACAGAAGUAGAGGAUUUGAAAUAAAUGUGUGGAGGGCUUUGUUGACCAUCUCUUGAAUAGGAUUGCUGGAGCACAGCUGUUUUCUUUCAGUAGUUUUUAUAGCAGAUAUUGUCACUGAUAUUAUAAUGCUUAUUACGCACUAAUCAUAUUUGUUAGUUAAGAAUACAACAAAAUAGAUGAGAAUAUAAAAUCUCACUAUAAUCAGGGCUGCUUGUGAAAAUUUGAACUGUAUUAUUCCACAGCAUUGCUUUCAGUUCAAAGACUAUAACUUCACCAGAAACUAUUCCACAUAAAUAAUUCGUUCAUCGUCGUUGUCAUCACCUUCCCAUUCACCGACAUCCUCAUUCUGUUCAACUGAGUUGGGCCUGUCAUCAGCAGGAAAGUCAUCCGCCUUCUUCUCAUUUUCGCUCUUUAUUCUAUCCAAUAUUGCAAUAACC